Dictyostelium discoideum AX4 is the source of this 906-nucleotide messenger RNA. RefSeq lists its product as hypothetical. NCBI's taxonomy places the organism in Eukaryota, Evosea, Eumycetozoa, Dictyosteliales, Dictyosteliaceae. The transcript has 2 exons. Gene Ontology annotation, cellular component: mitochondrion. The record is from RefSeq and is a predicted model, not a curated record. The coding region runs from base 1 to 906 and encodes 301 amino acids.
AUGAUUUCAAGAUUAAUUUUAAGUAAUAGAAUAAUUAGUAAAAAUACUAUUAUAUCAUCAAAUGUAGCAGUAUCAUCAUUAUUCAACAACAGCAACAACAUAUAUAAAAAUAAUAGAUCAUUUAGUUCAAAAGAUUUAUCUCAAAAUACUUUAAGUGAUACUGAAGCAACAAUCACAGAAACCAUCGAUGAUGAUGAAUUUGCAGAAUUAUUAGGACUUAAUAAGAAAUCUAAAAAAAAUAAAGAAUUUGAUCCAGAGAAAUUUGAACAAGAAAAUUCAUAUUUCGAAGAAGAUUUCGAAGAAGAUUUCGAUGAAAAUUUCGAAGAAAAUGAAGGAGCCGAUGAAAAAUUUAGAACAUUUUUAAAAAGAAGAAAACGUGAAAGACAUUUACAAGAAGAAAAGGAAUUUCUUGCACCAAAAACAGUUUUAUCGACUAAAAGAUCAGAAAGCCAACGUCCAACCUGGGGUGUUACAUAUGAUGCAUCAGAAGAUUUUGAUCCAUCCGAUCAAUUUCAUUUCACUCCACUUCCAACUGAUCAACCAAUUUUACCAGCAUUCAGAGCACCAAAAACUGUUGAAAAUUUAAUAAUUAAAUAUGAAGACCCUUUCAAAGAUCCAUCAAAAACAAAUGCUAAUUAUUUCCCAUUUUUCAGAUUUACUGAACCAAGAGGAUAUACUGUUGAAUCUUUCUUAAAACAAAUAGGUAGAGGAUGUGAUCAACAUGUAGAAUUAUUUGAAAAAUGGGAAGAUCUUAUGGAAACAUCUUCACGUAAAUUAAAAGAUUUACAAGUUCCAGUUUCAAAUAGAAAAUGGAUUCUUCAUUGGGUUGAGGAAUUUAAACAAGGUAGAGAUCCAGUUUUAAUUUCAAAAUCAAAAUCUAGAUCUAAAUCAAAUAAAAAGAAAUAA